AUGGCCGAGACCAAGCCCCAGACGGUGCAGGAUCUCACCCUGGUGGUGCAGACACUCCUGCAGCAGAUGCAAGGUAAAUUUCAGACCGUGUCCGACCAGAUCAUCGGAAGAACUGAUGACAUGAGCAGUCGCACUGUUGACCUGGAGAAAAAUAUCACAGACCUUAUGACAGAGGCUGGGGUGGAAGAGCUGGAUGGUGAAAACAAGAACCCUGCCACACAGAAGAGUUAA
Molecule: messenger RNA, 231 nt
Organism: Hippopotamus amphibius kiboko
Lineage: Eukaryota; Metazoa; Chordata; Mammalia; Artiodactyla; Hippopotamidae
Product: heat shock factor-binding protein 1-like
Exons: 1
Coding region: 1-231 (76 amino acids)
Biological process (GO): cellular heat acclimation
Cellular component (GO): nucleus; cytosol
Molecular function (GO): transcription corepressor activity
Source: RefSeq, a predicted model, not a curated record